Molecule: messenger RNA, 1418 nt
Organism: Guyanagaster necrorhizus
Lineage: Eukaryota; Fungi; Basidiomycota; Agaricomycetes; Agaricales; Physalacriaceae
Exons: 3
Coding region: 135-1232 (365 amino acids)
Source: RefSeq, a predicted model, not a curated record
AUGCGCCGCUGACUCCUCGUCCUAAGGUCGAAGAACCCAUACCCUCACCUAUUGCAUUCACUAAGGAACACCAAGUCUCCGUUCACGAAUUUCUGACAACGACAAGAACGAAAACAUGGGCAAAGCAGUAUCGGAUGCGUCGGACUCGAAAUAUGCAGUAUGCGUCUUCACUCGACAAGGCUCAGCACCGAAGACCAAAGAAAAGUAUCGCUCAGAGGUUGCUUCAAGCGGCCGUCACAACUGUCGUAGAGUCUUCUGAUAGCUUCAUGCAAGACAUGGUGGACGCAUCUACUACCCGUCAACCGCUCCAUUUUCAAAUCGUUGCCAAAGCAUCUGUUGAUGGCAAGAGUAGCAAUCGUCGUCAGUGGUGCCUCGUUGAUCCCAAGAAAACCACACCCUUCCCUCGAGGCCCGAAAUUGAAGCAGCUGGAUGCAGAUGGUCCCGUCAGGGUCAAGCCACGACAGCCAUUAACGCAAUGGCAUACUAUCCACCGCCACUCGCCUAUCAAAGAACCUCUGGCUCGUAAAUCCCACGUCAACUUCUUACCAUGUCCUCCUCUAUCCUUCGUCCCUCUCCAUGCUGCGGAGGAAUCUUACUCUCGCAACAAAGGCAAACCCAGGUCAAAACCAACGAGAUUACUUCCAGAUCGUGAAUCUCUAACGUUUGUAGAAGAACCUCUGCCUUCUCAGAAACUUCUUUCAGUGCGGCCAGCCAGCAACAUGCCUUGUCCCAACAAAACCCAGCAAAUCGAUCCGGAGGCUCCCUUACCACAGAUUUCGCGCUUUGACGACCUUCAAACUGACAUUCGAGACCCUUGCUCUUCUUAUACCACAUCCUCUCCACGGUCUAUGUCUGAUGAUGCUUCUACUUCUAAAACAUUACCUGCUCUCCCAAUCGCAAUUGACAGUUCCGCACCGCCGAUGCGACCGUUGGCUUCUUUUCUCGGGAGCUUUCUGGAAACCGUACGCACUGCUACACAAACGCAAGGAUCUCAAAAAUUUUCAAGGCCUAGUACUUCCGCGCGUGGUACCCGUCUUUGCCCUCGCCCUCGUACAACAGCUCUGACCCAACAACGUCUGACUUUCGACUCUGCACCGCCUGAUGAUUCCCUCGCUUAUGUUAAUUAUGAUUCCUUUGAUGUCUUUUCUGAUGAACCAGAUCUGGAGAAAGGUGACGUGGAUUUCAUGGAUAAUGCACCAGUCACUAUGAACUUGGCUGAUGUGUUGAAGUAGUUGCUAGUGCUGAAUGAAUUGUGAUAUAGCUUUUGAUAGCCUAAAAUGAGACCAUAAAAGGAUUCGACUACCGCUUCGGUUUUUAUGCCGUUGUUUUGAGUGCUAUAAAACGAAAAGGUACAGAGAGGACUCAUUUUUGACGAGCUAAAACUGGUACUAGCUGGUACUUCGUAGUAAUGCACUGAA